This is a messenger RNA of Lethenteron reissneri (Far Eastern brook lamprey), 2586 nucleotides long. RefSeq lists its product as uncharacterized. The record is from RefSeq and is a predicted model, not a curated record. Gene Ontology annotation, molecular function: protein binding. Lineage: Eukaryota; Metazoa; Chordata; Hyperoartia; Petromyzontiformes; Petromyzontidae.
UCUGUGAGGGGCUCUGUUUGCUGUUGGGAGCCAUGCUCUACCAUCUCGUUACGGUGCUGAGCCUCGUGGCUCUGACUCGCGGUGCAGAGUCGGGAGACUGGAACUACAAUGUGACUGUUUACACGGGAACUGAGACUGCAGCCGGGACAGACGCCAAUGUCCGCAUUUGGAUCUAUGGGGACGAUGACGCAGAAAAUAUCAUACUCAGCCAUUCAACAAGAUACCAGAAUGCGUUUGAAAAUGGCCAGGUUGACGAGUUCCUCGUGAAGCUGCAUCCUCUUGGGAGAAUCAAGAGCAUUAUAGUUGGCAACGAUGGGUCACAUUCUUUCUCUGGUUGGAGUUUCAAACAACUUGUGAUCAAGGAGCGGAGCAGUGGAUGCACGACCAUGUUUGUGUGCGAGUGCUGGAUAAACGGCCAAAAGAAGACGCUUUUUCCCAAGGAGGUUACAUCGUGUGAGACAGAGACGAAUCAUACAGCGACUACAGAUGUCACCACUGUCUUCAUAAAAGUGCACUCUUAUGAUACCAGAUAUCCAACGGAAAAAACAUCGCAGACCCUGCACACAGUGAAGCCGAGUUCGAAUCCUAAUACUCAGCCAGUCACUGGAGUGAAUGAACUCGUGCUGGGAGGGAUAGUGGUGGCUGGAGUCAUAUUGCUCCUAAUCUUCAUAGCCGUGAUCAUCGUGAAGAAGAGGAAUGAGACGGCAGAUAAGGAGGUGGCCGGGAAAUCGGAUGGAGAUCAGUGUGUGUACGCCAAUCUUGAAAUGAUGCCAUCUUCGUCCAUUCCUCGCCCCGUCUCGACAAACAGCACCACGUACGCCACCGUCACAGACUCGAGGGUCCAGGACGAAGGGGUGGUGUACGCCGAGAUGACCACUGACCGUUUCACCGGAGCUCCCAGAGAAUCCACGGAGCCUAACGGGCCCAGUACGGUCUACUCAGAGGUCCAGGCCCACAGGCCUUGACAAGACCUCCCUUCAACGAACCUUCACUUUUGCAGCCGCAGUGUUUGAAUUUGCUUUUCUUAUUUGUCAACUUUAGUUUUUAGAUGUUUAUAUUUCUUUAUUUUAGCUUCUGUUUGUCAGUGGUUUGAUGACUCCAUGAAUUUGAACUGAAUGAAACCUUGUUUCAUUGUCUACAAAGGCCAGGCAUAAUUCUGAUUGAUAUCCACGUGUCUUUUCGUUGUUUGUAUUCAAAGGUCGUUAACCAUUUCUAAUUCUCGCUUGCUCAUGUUGUUGGAUGGGUUCUACAUUGUCCAUUAUUCUGUUUCCAGUCUGGUGAACAUAUUUUAGAUUUGGUUUGUUCUCUUAGGCUUUCACUAUCUGAACUGACUGCGAUGGAUCCAGAAAUCUCAGACCACUCCGUGGUCCUCUUUGAUAUAUCCCUGCCCCCUCCUGGUCCUUCUAUUGAACAUCAAAUUUCAUUUAGCAAACGUCCUAUCGAGUUCUCCACUCGCUGACGACUGUCAGCUUCCCGCUGAAGAAGCUACUCAAUUAUAAAACUAUGUUCUGUCAGAGAUCCUGGAUCAUUUGGCUCCCCUCCAAACCCUUUGGACAUCUUCCUAUCACCCUUCGCCAUGGCACAAUGCAGAAUUGAUGGCGCAAAAAUGUACUGUCCGUAAACCAGAACGUACUUGGAGGAAGUCUGGCCUCACUAUUCGUUACAAAAUAUUUAAAGAACAGCUUCUUACUUCACGUAACAACAUUGCAUGGGCUAAAUCCUCCUACAUUGCUGGUCGCAUUGCAAAUAGUGAUAACAAUACUCUGACCUUGUUUUCCUGUAUCAGUCAACUUUUGAAUAAGGAACCAAAUGUAACCCCCCACUCCUCCGCUGAUUUCUGUACCAGAAUUCAACAGUUUUUAAAUCCUUUAUAUUAAGUUCGCAUGCUUGCUUGCUUGCGUGCUUGCUUGCUUACGACCGUGCAAAUCUUUCGGUCGUUUUUUAACCCACUUCCCGUGAUCCAAUCGAGCUGACAUUUUCCACACAGACUCGUUGUGCCAGACAAUUAAUGUUCGUGAAAAAAAUUCCCAAAAUUGUACACUUUUUAGGCAAAAAAAAAAAUAUUUUACAUAUAUUCAAAUAGAACUCAUUCAUCGCUUAGGCUGAACGUCACAGUAUAAGAGCCCAGAGCGUAACCCCUCCACAGGCCGUGGCGGAGUAGCGCAGUUGGUAGCGCCCUCGCUUCCCAUGCCAAAGGUCGCGGGAUCGAUCCCCGCGUCCUCCACAGGCGAAUAUAUUUUUAAAUCCUUUAUAUUAAGUUCGCUGCCACGCAUAUAAAGGAUUUAUAGUGAAAAACUUUGUUUUUACGGGUUAUACUUAUUUCACGAUAAAAUUUCCAUUAUCCGGUCCAAAUUACUGUCACUUCCCUCUGUUCCCUCUCUUUCCUACUUGCAUCCAGCUAAGUUUGAGACCAACAUUUUUACGGAGUUUCCCGCAAUUUCAACUGCAGAACUUCAUAUCUUUAUUUGCUGCUUUUCAACCUACCAGCUGUUCACUGGAUCCGUUCCCUUAAAGGCUGUCCCGUCACGGGAUCUUUAACGUGCCCUGCGAAGCGUGGAUGUUGCUCCCGGCCCACCGGGAUUUGUC